CACCCCACUUUGCCCCCUCGUUCGUUGCCUGAGCUGGGCGCGAACUUGCCCAUCCGCAGGUCGACCCUGCGCCCAAGAACUCUGUGCUUCUUGAGGUCGAGCGGGUCCCCAGCCGGGAGCACCACGAUUAGGGGGCGACUUUGGGGAAGUGGCAGAGAGCAGUGGCUGCCUCCACUUCUCUCUCACGGUGCUGAAGAGGAGCCGCUCCGGGCCCCAGGGCGCUGGAUGACUGGCACGAGGAGCGCGCCCCGCACCUGCGUUGGUGUGUGAGAGCGGGGCUUGGGUGCCCAUGUGGCCGUGGCGUUCAGUGAUUCAUGACUGAGGACGUACGGCGUCUGCCCUCUCUCUCCUUGGCACCUUUCACACAUGAGGGGAGCACGAGCUUCAUAGAAGGCAAGCACCCAGAGUCAAAGACCCCGGCCCACCAUGAAGGGUGCCUGCGCCAUUGCAUGGCUGUUCUCAAGCUUGGGUAUGUGCAGACUCGUGCAGCCGGAGGCGCAGGACGCUGCCCAGUGCCAGAGAGCUGAGCACCCCGUCAUUUCCUACAAAGAAAUUGGCCCCUGGUUACGGGAGUUCAGAGCGAAGAAUGCUGUGGAUUUCUCGCAGUUAACAUUUGACCCAGGACAGAAAGAACUUGUUGUAGGAGCAAGGAACUACCUCUUCAGGUUGCAGCUCGAGGACCUGUCUCUUAUCCAGGCCGUGGAGUGGGGGUGUGACGAGGCCACCAGGAAAGCCUGUUACAGCAAGGGCAAAUCCAAGGAGGAGUGUCAGAACUACAUCCGGGUGCUUUUGGUGGGUGGCGACCGGCUCUUCACCUGUGGAACAAAUGCCUUCACACCUGUGUGCACCAACCGCUCGUUGAGUAACCUGACCGAGAUCCAUGACCAGAUCAGUGGCAUGGCCCGCUGUCCAUACAGUCCCCAGCACAACUCCACGGCUCUGCUCACGGCUGGUGGGGAGCUCUAUGCUGCAACGGCCAUGGAUUUCCCAGGGCGUGAUCCCGCCAUUUACCGAAGCUUGGGGAUUUUGCCGCCUCUCCGCACGGCUCAGUACAACUCCAAAUGGCUGAACGAACCAAACUUUGUGUCCUCCUAUGACAUCGGAAAUUUCACCUACUUCUUCUUCCGAGAAAAUGCYGUGGAGCAUGACUGUGGGAAGACCGUGUUCUCCAGAGCCGCCCGGGUCUGCAAGAACGACAUCGGGGGGCGGUUCCUGCUGGAGGACACCUGGACCACCUUCAUGAAGGCUCGCCUGAACUGCUCCCGGCCCGGGGAGGUGCCCUUCUACUACAACGAGCUGCAGAGCACCUUCUUCCUGCCAGAGCUGGACCUCAUCUACGGCAUCUUCACCACCAACGUGAACAGCAUUGCGGCCUCGGCUGUGUGUGUCUUCAACCUGAGCGCCAUCUCCCAGGCCUUCAACGGGCCCUUCAAGUACCAGGAGAACUCGCGCUCGGCCUGGCUGCCGUAUCCCAACCCCAACCCCAACUUCCAGUGUGGCACUGUGGACCAGGGCCUGUAUGUGAACCUGACGGAGAGGAACCUGCAGGAUGCUCAGAAGUUCAUUCUGAUGCAUGAGGUGGUGCAGCCAGUGACCACAGUGCCCACCUUCAUGGAGGACAACAGCCGCUUCUCCCACGUGGUCGUCGAUGUGGUGCAGGGCAGAGACACCCUCGUCCACAUCCUCUACCUGGCCACAGAUUAUGGCACCAUUAAAAAAGUGCGUGCGCCGCUGAAUCAGUCCUUGGGAAGCUGUUUGCUGGAAGAGAUCGAGCUCUUCCCGGAGAGGCGGAGGGAGCCCAUCCGGAGCCUGCGGAUCCUCCACAGCCAGAGUGUCCUGUUCGUGGGGCUGCGGGAGCAUGUAGUCAAGAUCCCCCUGAAGAGGUGCCAGUUCCACCGUACACGCAGCACCUGCAUUGGCGCCCAGGACCCUUACUGCGGCUGGGACGUGGUGAUGAAGAAAUGCACRAGCCUGGAGGAGAGUCUGAGCAUGACCCAGUGGGAGCAGAGCCUCUCCGCCUGCCCGAUCAGGAAUCUCACUGUGGACGGGCACUUUGGACCAUGGUCUCCCUGGACGCCCUGCACGCACAUGGAUGGCACUGCUGUGGGAUCCUGCCUCUGCCGGUCYCGUUCCUGUGACAGCCCGGCCCCCCAGUGUGGCGGCUGGCAGUGCRAAGGCCCCAGCAUGGAGAUCGCCAACUGUUCCAGGAACGGAGGCUGGACUCCCUGGACCUCAUGGUCGCCCUGCAGCACUACCUGUGGGAUCGGCUUCCAGGUGCGGCAGCGGUCUUGCAGCAACCCCACCCCUAGGCACGGGGGCCGGGUGUGUGUGGGACAGAACCGUGAGGAGAGAUACUGCAAUGAGCAUUUACUGUGCCCACCGCACAUGUUCUGGACAGGCUGGGGUCCUUGGGAACGGUGCACAGCCCAAUGUGGUGGUGGCAUUCAAGCUCGCCGCAGGACCUGUGAGAAUGGGCCCGAUUGUGCAGGCUGCAACGUGGAAUACCAGCCUUGUAACACCAAUGCAUGCCCUGAGCUGAAGAAGACCACGCCCUGGACGCCCUGGACACCCGUCAACAUCUCUGACAAUGGCGGCCACUAUGAACAGCGRUUCCGGUACACCUGCAAAGCCCGCCUGCCCGAUCCAAAUUUGCUGGAAGUGGGAAGGCAGAGGAUUGAAAUGCGGUACUGUUCCAGCGAUGGGACCAGCGGCUGCUCCACAGAUGGGCUGUCUGGGGACUUCCUGCGAGCCGGGAGAUACUCAGCCCACACCGUCAACGGGGCCUGGUCAGCCUGGACGUCCUGGUCACAGUGCAGCCGCGACUGCAGCAGGGGCAUUCGGAACCGGAAGCGCGUCUGCAACAAUCCUGAGCCCAAGUACGGGGGCAUGCCCUGCCUGGGCCCGUCCCUGGAGUACCAGGAGUGCAACAUCCUGCCCUGCCCAGUCGACGGCAUGUGGUCCUGCUGGUCAUCCUGGUCAAAAUGCUCAGCCACAUGCGGGGGUGGACACUACAUGAGGACCCGCUCGUGCACAAAUCCAGCCCCCGCCUACGGAGGGGACAUCUGCCUGGGACUGCACACGGAGGAGGCGCUCUGCAACACCCAGCCCUGCCCAGAAAGCUGGUCGGAGUGGUCAGACUGGUCCAUGUGCGAUGCGUCUGGCAUCCAGAUCCGCGCCCGCCAAUGCAUCCUUCUGUUCCCUGUGGGUGGCCAGUGUUCCGGAAACACCACUGAGACCCGGCCAUGCGUUUUUGACUCUAAUUUCAUCCCAGAAGUAUCUGUUGCAAGAUCAAGCAGUGUAGAGGAGAAAAGGUGUGGAGAGUUCAACAUGUUCCACAUGAUCGCCGUGGGGCUCAGCAGCUCCAUCCUCGGCUGCCUCCUCACCCUGCUCAUCUACACCUACUGCCAGCGCUACCAGCAGCAGUCCCAUGACGCCACCGUCAUCCACCCCGUCUCUCCCGCCCCCCUCAACACCAGCAUCACCAACCACAUCAACAAACUGGACAAGUACGACUCCGUGGAGGCCAUCAAGGCAUUUAACAAAAACAACUUGAUCCUAGAGGAAAGAAACAAGUACUUCAACCCGCACCUCACGGGGAAGACCUACUCCAACGCCUACUUCACAGAUCUCAAUAAUUACGAUGAGUACUAGUAGUGCUUAGUCCUGGGUUUCUCGGUUUUUGUAAAUCCUCAAUUCCUCAAAGCCUGUGCUCCAUGACUGCCCAUGUUUCUGAGGCUUCAGAGAUAAAGUGUGGAUAGACUUCAAGUGCAUUUCAAGCCAAUAGUGUCCCAUUGCUGAGAAAAAAAAAAUACACAUCCUUAAAAGCAACAAAAAUCUAACUGUGGCGUCGUGAAGUCUGGUCCAUAACAAACACUUGAUCAUUGUUGAAUGAGCCAUGGUGUGACAUUUGUUUUUUAAUUAUGUUCAGUCCAUUUUUCUAAAAACCUGUUGUUUCCAUGAGCUUUAUUUUAUCAGUGUGCCGCUCAUAUUGGAAGGAAUCUUUAGAAAGAAAAAAAUGUCUUUUUGCUUUUAAGAGUAAAUCUUCCUGAUGUUUUAAUUUGAGGAAAUGGGUCCUUUAUCAGAGACCGCCACCCUCCACAAGGUCCAUAAUAUUUGAUAAAACAACAAAAAUAAAGUGGCCAGGCAGUUUUUCAUCCUGGAUCACCCAAGGUCCUGAUCUGGGUGAUAUUGUGGAUUCUCAGAAGCAAACUUGUGUUUGGACUUUAAAUAAUUCUUGCCCAGGGAAGCCCAGGGGUUCCACCUGACCUGGACCUGCAGAGGUCAGGGUCGACUGAGACAUCCUGCUGUGGCCUGGGGGCAGUGACUGUUCUCCCUGUGCAGGUGAGCAAGGGGGCAGAGGCUCAGACACAGGGAGAUGUGGCCCUGGCUUGCAGCUUGCUGCAGAACCAGCCUUCUCCUGACUUUGGACUGCAUGGUGUUCCCGGGAGAUCCUCGCCACACUGUUGGCCUGGAGCCUCCCACCUGGCCACGGCGACAUCCUGAAGAGCCGGCAUCUAGAGGAACUACUGGUUCAGCAUUUGGACAGACUGUAUACCUUCUUUCUCCCUGCAAAGAACCAUUCUGGACUUUUAUGAUGCUGAUUAAGGAAAGUAUUAAAAAUACUGAACUAUAAUUGAAAACAACCUUUUUUUUUUUAAUUUUCCACGUUAUGCCAAGCGUUGAAAGAACUGACAUUUAAUGAAAUAUCUUUUGUUCUCCAUCUCCCUGAUGUAACAAUGUGUGGCAAUCAGCCCCUACUAGAGCAUUAAUGAAGUGUCAAGCUGGCUUUCCAGAGCCCACCUCAGUCUACCCUGACGGGACCCCCAGCAGAGCUGCACUCACUGCCCUAGGCCAAGGGAGGAGGGAGAGUUUUGUUCCGGUGCCUUCUCUUUACCCCAGUCUGCCUCCCGUCCGCCCAGUCCCACCAGUCCCACUCUUCCCUGCAGGGAGGCAAAGGCAGUUCAGGCGCACUUGGAAGUAAGGAUGGGCCAUCUCCAUGGUCUCAGCACUGGUCAUUAAUUAACAAUUCAUAGUGUUUUAAAGCCAUUGCUAGAAGUCCCCAGAAGGAAAAAAAAAGAUAGAAAUUUUACACAACUGACAGGUAGCAUGUGGCAGCUGGUUCAAUAAUUAUUGAAAGAACAAAAUUGAAAAUGUUCAUCUGAAUCCUCCGGGCCUUGGGGUAAAGGCCUGAGCAGAUAGCUAUAUCUGUUCUUCUUGAUGAAUGGACCUUCAGAUCUGUAAAAUAUAUAGUACGGGUAGCGAAGAACACAGAAUUUAUUAGCAUAUGCGUUUUCACUAUAUCCAAUUUAAAGAAGCAAUUUCAGAAAAUGUUGGAAAACUAUGAUUAAUAAUGAAUAUUGUACAAUUCAAAAGAUUCCCAAAUGCCCAAAUUUGCAGAAAUGGUUCUGUAUUAAAAUUUUUAAAAUGGCAGGUGGGCUCUAGGAGAUGUGCUAGGUUGGAUCUGGAAUGUUAGAUUGUAAAUGGUUGAUAUACAGGACCUCACCAGUGGGGCUCCAUGUGGCAUUUCAUGCAUUCUAGGCACUCUGCAAAAGAGUCCACUGCUGUACACACGUUCUUGAAAUCCACACUAACAGGUAAAAUGCACAGAUGGCUGGUUGGGUUUUCCUUGUCUGCUUGAACUCUUUACUUUCUGCUAAGAAAAAGUUUUUUCACUCUGUAGAACGAACUUUCUCUCUCUCUCUCUCUCUCUCUCUCUCUCUCUCUCUCUCUCACACACACACACACACACACACACACACACACACACACACACACCUUCCCUUCUUGAAUAUUUUCUCAGUUUCAAAGUUGCUUUACUUCCCCUAAGAGGGAGAAGGCUAAAUUUCAAGAACUUGUCAUUGGGCUUAAUGGACAUGUUUCCAAUGGCAUCUAAGCUGGUCUCUACUACCUGUAUGUCAAUGCAGGGUACACCCUCUGCACCCCAGAGCUCUCAUGGUGUGGACAGUAGAAACCCUCUAGAGUACUACUGUGAAAAAAGCCCUUCACUCACUGCUACCUGACACUGUAUUCAAAGGAAAAUCGCCUCCCCACCUCACCCUCUCUCUCUGGUUCAGCAGAACCGUGCUUGGUUUGCUGUAUUGGAGCUGGAGUUUGAGUCUUUUAACCACCUGUGGGCUAACAGUCCCCCAGCACUGCACGGCUGUUCCCUGUGGGUACUGUGCACUGUCCCUGCUCCAGACCCCCGCUGUCUACAUGAUCCCUCCUGCAGAGAUGUCUGUCUAAGAGUCUGACUGGACUUAGCCUCAGUAGGAGGGAAAGGGAAGAGGGCUUCUAUGUGCAGAGUGGGGGCAGAGACUCUAAAGGGACUGAAGAGGAAUUUGAAGCAGUGAAAGCUGUGAAGGUCUCCUCGCCAAGGAGUCACCUCAGUCCCUAGAUAGGGUCUUCAGUGGACCAGCUUCUGGCCCCACUGGCCCAUAGGCCAU
Molecule: messenger RNA, 6443 nt
Organism: Urocitellus parryii (Arctic ground squirrel)
Lineage: Eukaryota; Metazoa; Chordata; Mammalia; Rodentia; Sciuridae
Gene: Sema5a
Product: semaphorin 5A
Biological process (GO): positive regulation of cell migration; neural crest cell migration; semaphorin-plexin signaling pathway
Cellular component (GO): plasma membrane
Molecular function (GO): semaphorin receptor binding; chemorepellent activity
Source: RefSeq, a predicted model, not a curated record